AGCCCUUUCGGCUUCCGGCCUAUGUAGCUACCGCCCGAUGCGGUUCCUUACCCUGGCCCUGAUCUCCUCGGCCCUGGCACUGGCCCCCGACUUUGCGGAACAGGCCAAGCAGGCAUCGGAGAAGGCCUGGGAGCAUGCAAAAGAGUUGAAGACGUCGGCGAAGGAUGCGGCCAAGAUCUCGGAGGAGGUGAAGGCUGCCGGUGAGGGAGCCAAGGCAGCCAUGGAGAAGGCCAAGGAGCUGGACGCCCAGAUGUCGAAGCUCUACGCGUCGACACGGCAGAGCACCGUGGCCGCGGCCAGCGCGGCCGCUAUGGCCUACUACCAGGAGGUAAAGCAGGCUGGCGCCCAAGCCGUUGCGGAGGCUGCCCGGCCAGUGAGCGGUGCAGAGGAGGAGGAGAGGGUGGCAAAGGCGGCCAUCGAGGCGGCCAUGCCCUACCACGAGGCGCAGGUGGUGGCGCAGAAGCGGGCGGCGGACUACCAGCUCCGGGCGCAGGCCAUGAGCGCAGCUGGCAACCAGCUGCAAGUGGAGGGUGUGCGCUUAGCUCCCAGUGCCGCAGGCUACCAGCAGACGGGAAAGCCCAAAGAGGCCAACCAGAUCAUCAUGACAGCGCACAUGUUGGUGGAUCAAGGCCUGAAGUUGAAGCGCCAAGCCAAGACCAUCCACCAGACCGCCGUGGAGCUCAACGACGCGCUGCCGGCCUACAGAUCCGCGGAGCAGGCCGCCACCCUGCAUGCUGCCGCCAUGGCAGCUGGGCAACUGCUGCCCACCAACGCGCCGCCCUACUAGGUCGCGACCGGCUCGGCGCGGAGCGCCGAGCCGAAAAGAGAUGUGAGCGUCAGCACUGCAUGCAUCAUUCGUUGGUUUGCAGAUUCGGGCAGAUUCGGGCAGAUUCGGGCAG
Molecule: messenger RNA, 899 nt
Organism: Effrenium voratum
Lineage: Eukaryota; Dinophyceae; Suessiales; Symbiodiniaceae
Source: the annotation of a GenBank genome assembly